GCACAUUAUAUAUAUAUUUUUUUAUUUAUGUUAAUUUUUGCAGCUUUAUUGGGCUACUAAGAUGCAGACCUGUGACCGCAUUGAGCCUCCUACUCCUGAUGGAGUUCUAAUGCAAUACCAGUAUUUCUCGGACAUCAUGAUCUCCUUUGCAUAUAUCUUCAUUACCUUGGAACUUCUUUAUUUUGCCAACAGAUCGAAAAUCUCCUCAUAUACGCGGGUCUUAUUGUUGUUUGGUGCAUUCAUCCUUCUCUGUGGAGCAACUCACUUUAUAAAUCUGUGGACAGUGUCAAAUCACUCUAAAACUGUUGCCAAAUUGAUGGCAGUAACAAAGUUUUCUACUGCUGUUGUAUCAUCUGUAACAGCUAUAAUGCUCGUUCACAUUAUUCCUGACUUGCUAAGUCUGAAGAGACAUGAAGUGAUUCUUAAGCGUAAGGCUGAAGAGCUUGACAAAGAAAAAUGCCUAAUUAUAAGAGACAAAGAAUCUGCACGACAUGUUAGAAUGCUGACUCGUAGAAUUAGAAGUACUCUGGACAAACAUACUAUUUUGGAAACUGCUCUUACUGAGCUAGGCAGGAUUUUAGAUCUUGUGGAAUGUGCACUAUGGAUGCCAUCACGAAGAAAUCUAAGUAUGGAACUUACUCACUCCUUGAGCAGUCUGAUGUGCUUUGGCUACUGUGUGCCAAUUCAUGUCCCUGCAGUCACUGAAAUAUUUAAUAGUGCUAAAGCAAUGAGGAUUCCACAUACAAGCCCGCUGGCAAAGAUCAGAUGUGAUGUGAGAACUGAUUAUCCGCCAGAGAUUGUUGCUGUUCGGGUACCACUUCUAAAACAUUCAGAAUAUGAAUUUUAUGAUGGCCCUGAAUUCAAUGCAAACCUUUAUGCCAUUAUGGUUUUAAUUCUUCCUCUGGAUGGCUUAAGAAGAUGGCACAGACAUGAAUUAGAACUGGUCGAAGUGGCUGCUGAUCAGGUCGCUGUUGCUCUUUCUCAUGCUGAAAUCCUGGAAGCUUCAAUGCGAGCUGGUAACCAGCUCAUGGAGCAAAAUCUUGCACUGGAGUCAGCUCGGCAAGAAGCUGAACUAGAAAUCCAUGCUCGCACAUAUUUCCUGACUGUUACAAAGCAUGAAAUGAUGACGCCUAUGCAUGCAGUGAUUAUCUUAUCUUCCCUACUUCUGGAAACAGAAUUAACUCCAGAGCAAAGAUUCUUAAUGGAGGCUAUUCAAAAGAAUUGCAACCUCCUUUCGGUACUAGUAGAUGAUGUUCUAGAUCUUUCUAGGCUGAAUGAUGGUAGUCUGGAAUUGGAUACAAAUAUCUUCAGUGUUCAUGAUUUGUUCGUAGAGGGAAUGGAUUUUAUUAAACCAAUAGCUUCUGCAAAGAAGUUAUCAGUUGAACUGAAUUUGGACAACGAUUUACCAGUUAAUGCUAUUGGUGAUAGGAAUCGUCUCUUCCAUGUCAUUUUACACAUCGUAGGAAAUGCUGUCAAGUUCACAAAGGAAGGUCAAGUUUCUCUAGAGGCUUCGGUUGCAACACCAGAGUAUUUGGAACUCUGCAGGACUCGUGAAUUUUGCCCUUUGCAAAGUGACAGCCACUUCUAUUUACUAGUGCAGGUCAAAGAUUCUGGGCAAGGUAUCGCCUCUCAAGACCUUAACCGUGUGUUCUCAAAGUUUUUAGAGUCCCAGAGGGCUUUACCUCAUGACAGAGGUCACCCUGGUCUUGGACUUGCCAUCUGCAAACGAUUUGUUAAGCUGAUGGGAGGUCACAUUUGGAUAAAGAGUGAAGGUCUCGGGAAGGGCACCACAGUUACAUUUAUUGUGAGGCUUGGAGUCUGAAUGUCCAACUGGCUCAACAAGAAAUGUUGCUAGCAACUAUGUUAUUGGGUAAAGCCUUCUGCGAUAAUAUGGCUACAUAGCAAUGUCAGUUCAUAUGCAGACAUGUCUGU
This is a messenger RNA of Daucus carota subsp. sativus, 1932 nucleotides long. RefSeq names its product probable ethylene response sensor 1. Bases 62 to 1822 code for a protein of 586 amino acids. The transcript has 5 exons. The record is from RefSeq and is a predicted model, not a curated record. Gene Ontology annotation, cellular component: endoplasmic reticulum. Gene Ontology annotation, biological process: signal transduction; phosphorylation. NCBI's taxonomy places the organism in Eukaryota, Viridiplantae, Streptophyta, Magnoliopsida, Apiales, Apiaceae. Gene Ontology annotation, molecular function: protein binding; ethylene binding; ethylene receptor activity.